Fopius arisanus is the source of this 1971-nucleotide messenger RNA. RefSeq lists its product as uncharacterized. The coding region runs from base 1 to 1971 and encodes 656 amino acids. The transcript is spliced from 6 exons. Lineage: Eukaryota; Metazoa; Arthropoda; Insecta; Hymenoptera; Braconidae. The record is from RefSeq and is a predicted model, not a curated record.
AUGAGGAUAGCAUCACGCCACUUCCGACGUCCAAUUAUCAUCAUUCUGCUGACAGCUUUGGUCUUCUGUGUCAUUCAAGUAUUGAGGUCUGAAUUAUGCUUACGAGAGAAUGAUCUGUCAAACAAUGAAAAGUUACUGCACAUGUCGCAAUUGAUAAAAGAGUUUGGGAGUCAGAAGCAGCAUCUGGAUGAUGGUGUGGAGGCAUGCAAGCUUCCUGAGUUAGACGUUAAUAAUCCGGAAAUUCUGAAGUUCAUUCAUGAUGUACCUCCUCUUAAUUGCUCGUCUGAGGAUUGGGUAACGGUUGAGGGAUCGAAACUUUCUAUCCAAGAGAAGGCAGUGGAACGUUAUGGAUCCAUAACGUGCGCUUUUAGUGAGAUCCUCAGACUGGAUGACUACAGCGUUCAGCUUAGUCCUGCUCAGGAAUCCGAUGACGUUUAUAUUCUUCAUCUGAGCGAUUUUGUAGACGUGAAAUGUCAAGCAUCAAGUGGAAAACAAUGGCACAGUGUAUUGGCUGGAGUGAAACAAGACGCAGAUGUCAUGAAGUCGACAUCAUGGGCGAAUGUUCCAGACACUGGAAUGAAACUGAAUGUUCUGAUGUUCGGUUUCGACUCACUCUCCCGUAAUACCUUUAUUCGAAAGCUGCCAAAAACUUAUCACUACUUGAAACAAAAUCUCAACACUCAAGUACUCGAGGGCUAUAACAUCAUAGGUGAUGGCACACCUCAAGCCCUCAUUCCAAUUUUAACAGGAAAAAUCGAAUUGGAAUUGCCAGAGACUCGUAAACGAAUGGGUCCAAAAGCAAAUCAUGUUGACGUCUACCCACUCAUCUGGAAGGAGUACAAAAAAAAUGGAUACAUCACGGGGUUCAUGGAGGAUGUGCAUCAUAUUGGGACUUUUACGUACAGAUUGAAGGGAUUCGAUCAACAACCUACUGACCACUAUAUGAGGACAUUCUAUUUAGCAGCAUCUCCAUUUUUUAGGAAUUCCAAGAAGUUUUGCUUGGGUGGAAUUCCUCGGCACAUGCUGAUGUUGAACUACAUUAAAAAUAUUUAUAAUGUUUAUCGUGACAAACCGAAGUUCGUGUUUGGAUUCCAUGGAGAAUUAUCGCAUGACUCCUACAAUGACAUUGGAGUGGCUGAUAAUGAUCUUUAUCAGUGGGUCAAGGAUUUGCAGGAGCAGGGACACUUGAACAACACGAUUCUCAUCUUGAUGAGCGAUCAUGGUCACAGAUUUGCAGAGAUCAGGAAUACUUUGGCAGGGAAGCAAGAGGAACGUCUCCCCUUUUUCUCGUUUACAUUUCCACCCUGGUUUAAACAGGUUCACCCUGAGGCCUACGCAAAUUUCGUCUACAACACUCGACACCUCUCAACUCCUUUCGAUGUUCACAAAACACUGGAGAGUAUUUUAAAUGUGAAGACACCGCAGGUGGCUGAUCUCAGCCAACGUGAUAUCAGUUUAUUCGAUAAAAUUCCGUUGGAUAGGACCUGCGCUGAUGCUUUUAUCGAGCCUCACUGGUGUGCCUGCUUGGCCUGGGAAGAACUAUCAGUAACGAAUUCCACUGUUCGAAUCGCUGCCAACAGCUUCAUUAAAUUCCUCAAUUAUUAUAGUGAGGAUCAUCGAGAUAUAUGUGAAGUGUUGAAGUUGGAUCAGAUUCUGUGGGCUGCAAGACUCAUCCCGACGAAAGGAUUACUCAAAUUUCUACAGUCGGGGGAUAAAGACGGAUUUAUUGGUGACUUCAGUGCUAAAACUCGAUUAACACAUGAGAUAUAUCAAUUGAAAGUAAGGACCCAACCUGGUGGUGGUCUCUUUGAGGCCAGUAUCGAUCAUGACGUCGAAAAUAACACGUUCAGUACAAAGAUAUCGCACGUCAGUAGGAUAAACAAAUAUGGAUCUCAAGCAAGAUGUGUCGAGCAUGAAUUCCAUCACUUGCGUAAAUAUUGUUACUGCAAAGAUGAGACUUCGCCAGGAUAA